UCAAGGCGCGCACAAAUAGAUAUUGGCCGUCUUGCUGAAUGGAUUUUUCUUCUUCUUCUUCUUUGCUUUGCUUUUAGUUUGUGGUUUCAAUAUUUGUUGUUCAGUUCCAUUCAAUUUGAACUUUUUUUUUUCAUUUUAUUGCAUUCCAAACAGACAUGUUGACCAAGUAAUUUCGUUAUCGUGCACGUUACGGGAUUGUAUUUAUUUCGAAAUAAAAUUGUAACAACAUUUUUUUUGUUAUUGUUUUUUGGGUGUUGUUUUUGGUUUCUUUUAAAUUUCGAAGUCGAAGUGAUUAAAUCGACAACAUUCACAUUCAUCAAUUCAAGUGAUAUCUUCUAUCCGACAACUGUGUGUGUGGAUAUAAAAGUCUUGAAAAGCACAUUCAAUUUCAUCUCGAAAUGAUCAAGAACCGGAAAUAAAUGCAAGAGAAUUGAGACGAUUAAAAGAGACUGUCGUGCGAAUUUAAUCUUUGUUGACAGUGGUGGCUAUGGGAAGCAGCAGUUGCAAGCUUGUGUUAAUAAGUUCACGACGUUUUUCUGUCUUUCGUUGUAUUAGUGAAGUUCUUUAACGUGAUUAUAAUAGAAUAUUAAACCGACGAGCAAUUUACAGCGAAUUGUUAGCGAAAGAGACGAAAACAAUUUAAAAUACAGGAUUUUGAAUUUAUAAAAGUGAUAAUAUUAAUAAAUAUACACAGAGAUUGUAUUCGAAUUUUGGAUUAAAGUAUCAUUCUUCGUCAUCAAAUAGCAAAAAUGAUGAUACUACACAGGUUGAAGGCACGGUUUCUGUUUUUACUUUGGAUUUGUGUGGCAAAUUCAUCAGGAUCGGCACUGACGUGGCAACCAUGCCCUGAGCUCAGUUCAGCGCUGCGAUAUCCAUGCCGAUGUAAGGUGGAACCGUUCGGACCAAAAUCAGAUCUGGGAGCCGUUUCGAUGGAUUGCGACAAUGUUGUUUUUCAAACUGAAUCGCCCAUUUUACCAAUUAGAGCACCAAUUAUCUCAUUCUCGCAACGGCAUUGCGGACAACAAGUUUUACCAACACAGGCGUAUGCUACGACCGAGUUGCCGCUGCGAAGCUUGGACUUUUCACAUAAUUCAAUUAGACGUUUGCCUGAAAAAGCCUUUUCAGGUAUUGAGAACACUUUGGUGGUUUUGAAGUUGUCCGAUAAUUUAUUCGGCGAUUCAUUGAAUCCAAUUUUCUCAACGGCUGAAUUCCGUCCACUGAAUCAAUUGCGCGUCUUGGAUUUAUCCGGUAACAAGAUCAAAGCGUUGGAAGAGGGAAUUUUCAAAGGCUGCGAAAAUUUACAGGAUUUGAACAUUGCCCGCAACAGUUUCACAUCGGUGCCAUCGACAUCGUUAAACGGACCAAAUGCCUUGAAGUCAAUUUCAUUGAUGAACAACAGCAUCGCUAUUAUACGAUCUGAUGCAUUUGCAUCACAAUCGCAUUUGGAACGAAUUGAUUUACGUUAUAAUCGAAUUGCAAGCAUUGAUGGCGCCGCAUUCGGCGGUUUGACGGCACCAAAAGAAAUCUAUUUGGCCGGGAAUCGAUUGGAUCAGCUGAAUAGCGACGUUUUUGAGGGUGCAUCUUCAUUGGAAAAACUAGAUUUAUCCGAAAAUUUCAUAACAUCCUUCCCUUCAAUUGCUUUACAAGAAGUGAGCCACUUGAAACUCUUGAAUUUAUCAUCGAAUAUGAUUCAAAAACUGGAAUCAGCGAAUUUGGUAAAUUUAAAAUCACUGCAAAUCUUGGAUCUUAGUCGAAAUGGCAUCAAUUCCGUGCCACCGGCAACAUUCAGAGACCUGUCACAAUUGAAGUACUUGGAUUUGAGCUUGAAUUCCUUGAGAACGAUUGAAGACGAUGCCCUUGAAGGAUUGGACUCAUUGCAAACGUUAAUUCUGCGAGAUAAUAAUAUUUUAUUAAUACCCGGCAGUGCAUUGGGUCGUUUGCCACGUCUUUCAAACCUCUACUUGGACUAUAAUCGCGUUGCUGCCCUUUCGUCUGACAUUUUGGGUUCAAUUCAACCGGAAGACAUCAAAUAUAUGUCACUGUCACGCAAUGUGAUUCGUGAACUUCCACCGGGCAGCUUUGAAAUGUUCCGAAACUUGCGUUAUUUGGAUUUGUCGGGCAAUUCAUUGGCCACAAUCAGCGCAGACACAUUCACUGGCUUGGAUGCUGCCUUACGUGAGCUGAGAGUAUCACAUAAUCGAAUCACCGGCAUCGGAAACGUUCCGUUGGCUCUGCAUAAAUUGCGUAUUUUGGAUUUGAGUGACAAUAACAUUGUCGAUGUGGCCAAAAGUUCGUUUAUGGGCUUGGAAAAUUUGCUGUACUUGAAUUUGAGCCACAAUCACCACUUGGGUCCGAUUCCAGUGAAUUUAUUGCAACCAUUGAUCAAAUUGCGAACAAUCGAUUUGAGCAUGGCCGGUUUGAAAACGCUGCCAUCAGAGGUCUUUGAAAAUACACCCAAUUUGGAGAUUAUUGUGCUUAAAAACAAUGCCAUCCAGGAAAUUGGUGAAUCAACAUUUGCAAACUUGCGUAAUAUUUCAGCGAUCGAUCUUUCAUACAAUCAUAUUACGAGCUUGAAAUCAGCGUCAUUUGUAAAUGCAAUGAAUUUAAAGAGACUGAAUCUAAAAGGGAACCAAUUGAGCGCUUUCAGAGGUGAAUUUUUCAAUACUGGCACCGGAUUGGAGGAGCUUGAUUUAUCCGACAAUCAAUUGAGCUACUUAUUCCCAUCGUCAUUCCGAAUUCAUCCCCGACUUCGCAAACUAAGCAUCGCCAACAAUAAAUUAAACUUCUUCCCAUCGGAACAUAUCGCCACUUUGCAAUAUCUCGAACAUAUCAACUUAUCUGGAAAUGAAUUGAAAACAAUUGACGAGCUUGACUUUGCACGUUUGCCGCGAUUGCGCAUUUUGGAAGUGGCACACAAUGAAUUGGAUACAUUGAGCGAAAUGGCCUUCCAUAAUUCAACGCAAUUGCAAAUUGUCGAUUUGAGCGACAAUCAUUUGGAUCGAAUUGGCGAUCGUACGUUUGAGGGACUGGUUCGUUUGGAAACCCUUAAUUUGGAAGGAAAUCGAUUGAAUGAUUUACCAGAGGCGAUCUUUGAUCGAUCCAAAUUACAUAUGUUGGAAAAUAUCAAUUUGGCCAAUAAUAAAUUUGAUUAUGCACCAUUGAAAGCACUGCAACGCCAAUUCUUCUUUGUGACAUCGGUGAAUUUGAGCAAAAAUAAAAUUAAAUCAAUUCCAUCCGAAGAUAGUGUCAUGGUUAACAUAAAAAAACUCGAUCUAUCGUACAAUCCAUUGACCGAAGAGACGGUGGAGAGUAUUUUGAAUGAACCAAAAACCGUUCGCGAAUUGAAUUUGGCUGGAACUGGCGUUAAAAUGAUAACAUCGUUGGAGACACCAUUCUUGCAAAGUUUGAAUUUGUCACACAACAAUAUUGUAAGUGUGAAUGAUGAAGCGUUCGAGCGCGCAACAUUGCUGGAAAGUUUGGAUUUGUCAAGUAACAUAUUGACUGACAUCAAGAGAUUAUCGAGAAUGUGGCCCAAAUUGACAUCAUUACAAUAUUUGGAUCUGUCAAAUAAUUCAUUCGAAAUCAUUUCUCAAGGUGAUUUUGAUAACUUGGAUAUGUUGAAAUCGUUGGCAAUCACCGAUUUGAAUCAAAUCAAUCGCAUCGAAAAGAAUGCAUUCAAAAAUUUACCAAAUUUAUCCGAACUCAAGGCAUACAACUACCCGCGACUCGGUUACUUGGAUGUUCAAGGCAUUGUUGAGCUGCUGCCAACAUUAAGCUCAUUGGACAUUGAAAUCAAGGAUUCGGCCGUUGGCAGUGACCAAAUUCAACCGGCCAAACAUCCACGUCUCAAAGAGCUCGGCAUACGGGGCAGUCGAUUGCGUAGCAUAUCAUCCGCGACUUUGGCUGGAUUGAAGGGUAAAGAUUUGCAUAUCAAACUGAUGAACACAUCAUUAUCCGUAUUGCCACCGGCAUUGUUAUUCCCCGUUCCGCGUUCUUCAAAUGUUGAUUUGGAUGUGUCCAGUUCAAAAUUGACAGUACUUUCACCUCAAUUCUUGAGUGCACUUGAAGAUCGAAGAAAUAGUUUGACACUCCAUGGUCUGGACACAAAUCCCAUUCAUUGUGAUUGUAAUGCACGUGCAUUGCGUCGAUGGUUGCCUGGAUCGCAUAUGUCAUCGUUACGAUGUGCAACGCCCGAUUAUUUGGCCGGUAAACUUCUGACCGAAGUCGGUGAUGAUGAAUUAACUUGUGACGCACGUAAACCAACAACAUCGACCCCAAUCGCAACCAAAACCACCGCCCAACGUACAACAUCGAAAUUAAUCACGCGUUAUACAACGGCCGAACCGGAGAUCAUUUGGAGUAUGCCACCAUCACAAGCACCGACCAAAAUAAAAACCAAACCACCAAUGAUUAACAAAGCGGUCAUUGCAAACGAUGACACCUUAAUUAUUAUUAUUGUGGGCAGUGUUGUUGCUUUUAUCACAAUUUUGAUUAUUAUCAUUUGUAUUGUACGUCUGCGAAUGAGUUCGAACAGUUAUCACAAUGGACCGAUUCCGAUUGGAAUGCCGCCGAUGCCACUUAGUUCGGCAAAUAUGCAAGUCGGUGGUUAUAAAACACCAACGCCACUCUAUGCUAUUCCACCAUAUGCUCAAAAUUAUGCCACAUUGCCACAUAAGUCGAUGUCACAUCAAUCGAUGACAAAUCUCAGUCAAUCACGAACAAAUUACUCAACCAUGGGACGAAGUCCAUACUAUCAAACACCAUCGCUGAACGGUGGCCAACCAUUCGUCAUUUAUUCGGACGAAAAGAGCUACAGAUAAUAAAUCCAUCACAUUUCACAACAUUUUAGAAAUAUAAGUUGCCAAACCGUGCUAAAGAAUCAAAACAAACCGUGUUCUUU
Contarinia nasturtii (swede midge) is the source of this 4900-nucleotide messenger RNA. Its product is annotated as chaoptin. The record is from RefSeq and is a predicted model, not a curated record. Bases 750 to 4820 code for a protein of 1356 amino acids. Gene Ontology annotation, molecular function: protein binding. Lineage: Eukaryota; Metazoa; Arthropoda; Insecta; Diptera; Cecidomyiidae. The transcript is spliced from 8 exons.